GUUGAAGGUCCUUCGGAGAGCAAGUUAAGAGCCUUUGGAGAUCUGAUUGAAGGUCUUUUGGAGAUCUGGUUGAAGGUCCUUCGGAGAGCAAGUUAAGAGCCUUUGGAGAUCUGAUUGAAGGUCCUUGGAGAUCUAGUUUAAGACCCUUUGGAGAAACUGGGCUGAAGGUUCUUUGGAGAUCUGAUUAAAGGUCCUUUGGAGAAACUGGGUUGGAGGUCCUUUGGAGAUCUGGUUUAAGAUUCUUUGGAGAAACUGGUUAAAGAUCCUUCAGAGAUCUGGUUGAAGGUCCCUUGAAGAAACUAGCUUAAGUCCCUUUGGAGAAACUGGUUUAAGGCCCUUCCUAAAAAAACCAGUGUUAAUGCAAGGUUGGAUAGACAUCUACCAGGAAGAGGUCCAAGUGCUACAUCCUUUUCCUCCACCUUCUCACUCAGGGUUCCUCCAAUUUUGAUCCUUCCAAGGCUCCGUCAUGGGCUUCACAGAGAUCUUAGAACACGUUGGCAGCAUGGGACGCUUCCAAAUCGUCUACGUGUCUCUCAUCUCCAUCCCGGUGCUUAUGAUGGCUUGUCAUAUGAUGCUGCAGAACUUUACAGCGGGGACACCGGAUCACUACUGCGCAACUGUCCGCGACGCUGCUCCCAGGAACCAGAGUUCCGAAGACGAGGCUCUCCUUGGGGUCUCCCUUCCCAUGGGCGAAAACCCAAAGCCGGCGGAAUGCCACCGUUUCCGCCAGAAGCCAUGGUGGCGUUCGAACGGCACCGCCGGGAACGAUACCCAGAUGGAGACCGAACCGUGUAGAGACGGAUGGGUGUACAACCGAAGCAUCUUCCACGAGACUAUUGUGACAGAGGUGAGAGCAGAGGUUGCCUGCAUCCAGAAGUGA
Messenger RNA from Thamnophis sirtalis, 880 nucleotides. NCBI's taxonomy places the organism in Eukaryota, Metazoa, Chordata, Lepidosauria, Squamata, Natricidae. The record is from RefSeq and is a predicted model, not a curated record.